Mytilinidion resinicola is the source of this 976-nucleotide messenger RNA. RefSeq lists its product as uncharacterized. The record is from RefSeq and is a predicted model, not a curated record. The annotation marks the transcript as partial. NCBI's taxonomy places the organism in Eukaryota, Fungi, Ascomycota, Dothideomycetes, Mytilinidiales, Mytilinidiaceae. The transcript has a single exon.
CACUACUAUUCAUAAAAUAUCUGACUAGUGGCAGUUUGAAACACUCUGACUUAUCAAAUUACUACCCUCCAAGAUGACUCUUGUUCCUUCAUCAACACCAUUCUCUCAAUUCCGGCUCCUUUCCUUUGACAUCUAUGGGACUCUGAUUGAUCAGGAAACGGGCAUAGUGACCGCUCUCCUGGACUCACCUCACAUAUCCAAACUCCCACCCUCUCACCCGUUCAAAACAUCUCGAUCGGAAUUGCUGAACGCUUUCAAAAAGCACGAGCAUCCUAUCCAAAAAUUGCACCCAACUUUGCUAUACAAAGAUGUGCUCGCACGUACCUACAAGCGCCUGAUAUCUACAUCUGGCGACGUACUAGGCGACGAGCCACUCGACGCCGCCGCAGACCGAUUUGGAGCCUCAAUAAAAGACUGGCAGGCCUUCCCAGAUACAGUACCAGCAUUGAAGUCAUUGGCAAAGCAUUUCAAGCUCGCACCUUUGUCAAACAUCGACAAUGCGUCGUUGAAGUUGACGCUCGAGAAUGGACUCGCAGGAGCAUCGUUUGAUGCGUUGUAUACUGCGGAGGAUAUUGGAUCAUACAAGCCGGACCUCCGAAAUUUUGAGUACCUCAUCAAACACGCUGGGGAAGACUUUGCUGACGACUUUGGGAUAGAGAAAGGGGAUAGUGAGGAGGUCAAGAGGGAGAAAGUGAAGAGCCAGCUCUUGCACGUUGCGAUGGCUUUGUUUCACGAUCACGUCCCGGCGAAGGCCCUGGAGCUGGAGAGCGUGUGGGUAGACCGUGAGGUUAACAUCCUUGGUCGCACCAUGGAAGGCGAAGAUAUCAAAGACAAGGCGAGUUUUGGAUGGCAUUUGCAUAGUCUUGGAGAGCUCGCAGCCAUGGUAGAGGAGCAAAUAGCAAAGUUGAAAUAGUGCUACAGCAUAUACAGUACUAGGACACGAAUUUGGGCUAUCGUCUUAUUCAUCUCGUCCCGU